UCACUUUGAUAUCUUCGUGACAAAACACACAGGGUGGCUACGGGAUAUUAUAAACGAAGAAAAUGUUCUGCACAAUAUACGGAAAUACAUCAGACGACAGAAGCUGCUAAAGACAUUAAAUGGACGUAGCAGCAGACGAUCUGGUGUUACGAAAUAUUUCAUAUAUCUCUGUAACUGUCUAAAGAAUACUUGAAAUAACAUUGCAAAUAUAAUAUGUGAAAUUACAUCGCUAAUGUAGUCUAAUAAGAGGAUAUUUAGUAUAAUGACAUUUUACGAAUAAUACACUAGGAUAUUAUACACAUAUAUAACUGUUGUAUGACAUCAAAUGUGAAAAAGUGUAAUGACUGUUCUUACGAAGGAUGUAAUAACACAAAACGAUAUUCACUUACUUACAGCUCAGGCAAUGGCAUCUUUCAUAUAAUACAACUUUCAAAAAUAUUAUUUAAUAAAACAAUAGUUUAUAGAAAAAUUACACACGUUUGUGUGUAAUGUAAUUGUGCAUAUGGAUAGAGAAUACCCGUCUUCAACCGAGUUAAGCGUCGAAUGGGACGGAUCGCAGGCGUCCCUGCGCAAUGAAGGAGUAAGUUUACACGGUUCAAGUCAGAGUCUGCAAAUGUCGUCUGCUUCUCCGCGUCUGAGCCCCAUUUCGAACGAUUCAUCAUCGCCCUACCUGUUAAGGAAAGUGAGUGCAGACAAAGACAAGCACCAUGUUCGUCCUGGAGCACCGUCGGAACCGAACGAAUACAAUUUCAACUACAGACGUCGGGGAGUCUUUUUAAUCUUUAACAACAAACAUUUUCUUGAAUCAACGGGACAGCUCGAACGCGAGGGUACAGAUGUAGAUGCUGAAAGACUUGAAGAAAGGUUUCAGGAUACUGGUUUUGAGGUGCGAAGAUAUGAUGACGUCACGUACGCACGUAUGACCAAACUUAUGCAAGAAAUUGCAUCAUCUGAUCAUUCCGAUUGUGAUUGUUUUGGGUGUGCUGUUCUGAGCCACGGCCGAGAAGGCUACAUAUAUGCAACAGACAAGCUAGUUCCCCUAGAAAUGCUCACUCUGCCAUUCAAGGGAGAUAAAUGCCCUACUCUUGUUGGAAAACCAAAACUCUUCUUUAUUCAGGCAUGUACAGACAGGCGGACGUCCAUCUUUGGAGAAAAACGUGCCUCUCCCUCUCGGUUUGGGAUUAACGGUUCGCCAUCACCGCAUAUAGCAAGCAGGAGGGUACCAGUUGAAGCAGAUUUUCUUUUCUCAUAUUCAACAGUACCAGGGUACUAUUCCUGGAGAAACAACCAAGACGGAACUUGGUACAUUCAGGCUUUGUGUAUAGUUAUUGAAAACUACGGAAGCAAGAUGGAACUGAUGCAAAUGUUGACACAAGUAAACAGGAUGGUGGCUUAUGAGUUCGAAUCUUGCUCAGACGAGGAAUUUACCGAGGACAUUAAACAGAUGCCUUCUAUUGUUUCUAUGCUCACGAGAUAUGUUCAUUUUAGACCAAAGAAGCCGGACAUUAGAGGAUGAUGAUUUUUUGGACAAAAGUUGUUAUGAAAAGUGGUUGUGUUCAUUUCAUAAUAAUAUGAUGUGUGUUCAUAAUGUCAAAAUAUGUUCCGUCCUUUAUAAAAAAAGUUUUCUUCUCGCAUAUUUUAGAGACUUGGCUCUUACAUUUCCUUCGUAAGGCUGCAUGUAAUCACGAUUGCACCAAAUGAAUAACUUAACUUUCCUAUUGCGAACAAAAAAUGCCUUGAUGUAAUUCAUAAAUUGAAGCAUUUUUUUGCCAUUUAAAAUAAUGAUAAUUAACAUAGACAUUUAGUCAAACAAAUCAUUUAGAACACAUAUGCACACGAUUAUAUCGAUCGACCAAAAAUAUUGUAAGUUUAAACUGAAAAAAAACAUGUGCUCACUGUUGAAUUAUGUUCACAAAUUCAUUUCGGAAAAAAAAUGUUUGCAUGAUUAUGAUGUUCUUCUGCACGUUUGAUAAACCGGAAGUGAUGGGGUAACGUCAUUUAUCCGGGUAACAUAGAAUAAAGCUUGGGUUCGGCGUAAUGAAUAAGUUUAUUAAGGUAUUAGAUCACUAAUAGAGAACCUUCUUUUUGAAGAGUAUUCAAUUCCUACCAUAAACCUACUUUUACUGCAAUUCUUAGGGGUGCGUAGGUUCAAGCCCUACUGGGACCAAAUUUUUUUUCUCCUUAUUUUCCUUUUUUACUAGUAAGUUUUUACUUCUUUCAAGACUUAUUAUUGAUUUUUUUGUAUAAAAAUGGAAAAAGAUGAAUCUUAUAAGCGAUUUCUUGGUGUUCAAAGUGAAUUUACUACUUAAACAGAAGGGGUACAGUUACACAUCUUUAAAAAUAUUGAGUUACAGCCGGUGAAAGUUCUCUAUUUUGCUUUCACUCUUAGAUUAUAUAUUGUGGAAGAAAUUUAGGUAGGUUUUACAUCUUACCUUAGGUUAUUUUUAAAUGGAGUAAGCAAAAUUCAAAACAGACACACAGCAUUCGACCUUAUUUUUUCAAUGUUGAAGUAUGAAUUAUGUCUCAUUAAAUCCGUUUACUUGAGGCACCGUAUAAAAAUGAUAUUGACAUUUUUAUUUUGUGUUUUAUAAUUGUUUACCAAUAGUUUGAUGUUUCUUGAAAUUAAUGGUAAAAUGAGUUCUCUGCAAACGUUUUGGAUAGUGGCUAUCACUUUGAAAUUUGUCUCUACUUGAGCUUGAGGAGAUACCAUAAGUUAUUCAAAAUUUAUAAAAAACGGCAUGGUAAAAAUGUUUAAAAUUUGCAAAAUAGUGCAAAACACGGUUACCUUUCAGAAUAUACCAAGCAAAGGCCAUUUUGUAAACAUUACUAUUAGUGACCUAAUACCUUAAAAUGGCAAUGUUACUUUCUUUCUAAAGUUAAGAUAUGAUAUUAAAACAUGUGACACGUUAAAUAAUUCAAAAUAAUGGCUUAAAACCAGCUUGAAAUGUGUGGAUCAUUUUAAUCAUGGGCAAAUAUCUCAAUAACAAGCACACGGACCUAUACAUUUUAUUGCACCAUAUUAUAGGUCAUAUGUUUAUUUACGACUGUGAGAAGUCUCAUUAAAACCUAAAUUGUAGAAAAAUUUUAUUCGCAAAAAUGUUAUAAAAAUUAUGAUUUUUCCAUAGACUUCCAUUAUGAAAAUUUGCGUGAGGUCCUAGUUUUUUCAAAUCAGUCUAGCAAAAAAAAAAAAUCAAGUAUACGGCCCUAUCUUUUUUAUUUGGUGAAUUUUCUAAAAAUGUUCUGAGGUUUUGAAAAAUCAGGGUUUAAUAAAAUUCUAUAUUAUAGAAACAAUUUUAUCCGAACGUGCAGAACUACCUUAAGAUGUGAAAUUGCGUUGCUCGACAUAGGUUUCUUCAAAACACCUUCUUAGUUUUCAUUUAAAUAGGUUUCGUAUAACCUUAUUGCACAAGAAGAAAAUUUUAUAUAGAUCUUGACAGAUAUGGACUUGGAAAUUGUAAAGUUUGUGAAAAGUUUACUUUAAAACAAAACUGUAAAUUUUGCCUUAUAAUAAUUACAUGUACGCAAAAUAUAUUUAGUUCAAGACAGAUUUCCCAAUUUCUUUUAAUAGCAUUACUACAUCCAUUUAACACGCGCAUUUGUAAAGUACAAAGUAUAAAAAAAAUAAAGUUAGAUGUAUCGAGCGCAACCACUGCCAGGCAAAAUUAUACAAUGAGAUGUCAAGUUUAUUUGAAUUUGUGAGCUAAAAUAAAAUGUGAUA
Molecule: messenger RNA, 3718 nt
Organism: Mercenaria mercenaria
Lineage: Eukaryota; Metazoa; Mollusca; Bivalvia; Venerida; Veneridae
Product: caspase-3-like
Exons: 5
Coding region: 503-1516 (337 amino acids)
Biological process (GO): apoptotic process; proteolysis
Cellular component (GO): cytoplasm
Source: RefSeq, a predicted model, not a curated record